Molecule: messenger RNA, 789 nt
Organism: Haemonchus placei
Lineage: Eukaryota; Metazoa; Nematoda; Chromadorea; Rhabditida; Trichostrongylidae
Source: the annotation of a GenBank genome assembly
AUGAAGAUUUUCUUCGCAACAUUACUUCUUGGAGCAGUUUUAGCCGAUUUUACUCCCGAUUUUUCAUCAUUCCUAGCUAGUUAUUAUGGGCCACAAGUGAGAGACCAGAUGGAGCGGCGAGACCUUGGGCCCAAAGGUUCAUUCGGUGGGAAGGCUGACCGAAAGCAGCGACUAAAGAACCAGCCCAUCGUUUUCGUACAUGGAGUCUCGGAUACUGCUGGUGAAAAGAUGAAGCAAGCGGCCAACUGGUUCAAGUCAAUGGGUUACCAAAACAAUGAGCUUUAUUCUACUACGUAUUUCAAUGGAGCCCAGGGCAAUCCACUGAAAUGGGUCGAAUAUGGUAUGCGGUGUGAGUACGUUAAACAGGUACGAGCUUUGAUCGUCGCCACACGACUUUAUACUGGUCGAGCGCUUGAUGUAAUCGCUUUUUCACUGGGUGUUCCGGUUUCCAGGAAAGCCAUUUUGGGAGGUCGUUGCGUUGACUCUGGUGAAUACCUCGGUGGCCCUCUGACCAAAUUCAUUGACACCUUUGUUGGAGUCGCAGGACCAAACCAUGGCAUCGCCCUGCAGGUGGGAGGUGUGGCGAUUCCCGGAUGUGUUUUCAGUGUCAUACCUGUUUGUAAUCAAGUAACCGGGCUCUACUCCGGAUUAUGUCCAAGCGAAAGCGAAUUCCUCCAGGACAUAAAUCUUCAAGCGGGCUAUGAAGGUCAACACAUUUUCACUAUUCACUCCAAAAAGGACCAAAUAGUUGGUCAUAUUGUCUGUGGGAAGGUUAGUUUCUCAACAUGA